UGCGACUGUGUGUCUGUGCGACUGUGUGUCUGUGCGUGUGACUGAGAGACUGUGUGUGUCUGUGUCACCGUUCCCUCCCCCCGGGAGGCUUCUCUGUGGCCUGGUGGAGUCAGUUGGUCUGGUUAGCCUGGAGGAGACUUAGGGAGCUCCUUAUAGCAUUUUGCUGCUUCCUCACAAGGGGAGCAGCAGGCACUGAUGUCGCUGGUGGGCGGCGGUAGGGCCUGAGGGAAUGGCAGGAAGAUGUGCCAGGGGAUGUCUGGGUUGGAUAUUAGGAAAAGGUUCUUCACCCAGAGGGAGGGUGGAGCACUGGAAUAGGCUCCGCAGGGAAGCAGUUUUGGCACCAAGCCUAACAAUAUUCAGGAAGUAUUUGGACAAUGCACUCAGACCCAUGUUGUAAAGUUCGGGAGUGUCCUGUGUAGGGACAGGAGUUGCACUUCGUGAUACUUAUGGGUCCCUUCUAACUCAGGUCAUUCUGUGGUUCUCUGGUGGCUGAUGGCAAGCAGCACAAUGCCCAGCUGGUGCCGGUUCAGUGGUGCGCGUUGUUGAGGAAGUAGAGUGCUUAAGUAGGUCCCUGAGUUGGUGGCAAUACCAAGUGGGUGAAAUGUAAAAACCUAGUUCUACCGCCAUUAUAACGAGAAUUGUUUAUUUGCUUGUGUUAUACAGUUAAAUACAGUGGGCCAGCAGAUUAAAUGAAAUUGUGUUUAGACUCAGCAUAGCACCAAGCUGUGCUUGAUAUUUAUUAAGUGUACAAGCGGUGCACAGCAAAGGUUUCUGCAUGUGUCUAGCUGUUCUGGUGAGGAUGCUGUUCUGUGAUCUGAGUUCUUUUGCUGCCCUGUAAAUUUGCCCAGCAGGUGGUUUUUUUUUAAUCACUAUAAACUUACAGCUUUCUAAAAACUCCUAGCAUGGAACUAGAUUUCUCAGUUUUGCUAUGUGCUUUGUUUCUUUUUAUACUUUUAUAGUUUAGUCACCAGGUAAUAUCAUUUGAUGUCUCCUUCCGUCUGUGUUGAAUGAGAUAGUAAGUUAUCAUCCCCUGUGUAAGUUCACACAGCCAGUCUGGGUAUUCUGAGGUUGUACCAGAUGAACUUCCAUGUGGAACAGUUCUACUUUACAUAGCUGUUUCUCAACUGGAAGUUUUUAUGGGUCUGAUUAGUUUGGCCCUUUUCCUUUCUUGUUGCAAGUGUGUUAAGUUUAAGUGCUAGGGCUAGAAGCUGCUUUUUUUACUUUAUUUGGAGGCGUGGUAUUCUGGUGAUGUAGUGAAAACCACUGUGAAAGAAUAUUGCUUAAGUUCUGGAGAGAAAAGGGUAAUGUGUUGUGCAUUGAUACGUCCCCUGAUGUCAGUGGCACUUUUCAGCUUCAGAAAAUGGCCAUCAAUCAUGUUGGAUUUUAAUUUAGUAGUUUCUGUUCCUGUGGCCACAGUAUGUUUGUUAUCUAAUGCUGGUAAAUCAGAGCUAAAAUAAAUGAAAUAAAAGGGCAUAGAAGAACCAUUUAGAGUUUCUAUUCCAAUUCCUACUACAGUUUCAGUAAUCCAAAUAUGAAUAAUGUGAUUAUUUUUUUCUAAAUUCUUAAAAAUGUUUAUCCUCACAUAUUUGCGCAUAUCCAGUAAUUCUUAUCCCAUGUUGACAUACAGAGUGUCUCAGAAGAUCACCUGAAGCUUUCUAGUCUGUGACAAUGUGAAGGACUGUUUGCAAUGUGAACAAUGUUUGAUACCCAUAUGAGAUACUUCAUGUUAUCUUGAGCAGUAAAUAAAUAAAUAGAUAAAUAAAUGGAUCCUCUAAAUAUACUGGUGAAUAUUCCUAUUGAGACCAUGGAAUUAUUUACUCUUAAUAGUUGUACCAUAGCAAUAUUUAGAGAUUAUAGUUGGGAGUUAGUAUUGUUUUGCUGCAUGGAUACUAACGUGUAACAAAAACAUAUACCUGAGAAGUGCUUUCCUAAAUUUACUAGGAUAAGUAUAUAAAGUAUGAGAUAGCAAAAAUAUUUAGGAAAACAUGCAUAUUUCAUUCAGUAUGAGUAUUUAGACUUUACAUUGAAGUAGAAGAGAAACUCACAACUAGUUCUGUAUGGAAUAGUCAAUUGUAUCCCUUGGUGUUGCAUCCGGGAGUGCUGAAGGCUUUAAGGAGCUUGCAAACCCUGAUACUACAAAAUUAAAUUUUACAAGGAAAACAAGAACUUUACAGCAGUUAAUGCUUGAACGUUGGGCCUUUUGUCUUUUAGGUAUACUUAUUUGUGUUGGAGGAUACAAAUACAGGUGUGUUGAUUGGCUUUCACACCCUUAUUCAUCCAGCUGUACUUGCACACGUGAGUGACAUCGCAUAAAAGAAAUGAUUGAAUCUGUAAAAAUAAGAAGACAGUGCAUGCUGGAUUUCUACUCGCAUUAUGAACAUCUUUGUGCUCUUGAAGGCUCUGUCCCACUGAAAGCUGUGAAGGCUAACGUGACUCAGGGUGCUCUUGAUAUAAUUGUAGAUCGCAUCAAAGCUGCUGAUUGGGUGCCAAUUCUGAAUGCUAUCAGGCCUAAUAAGACUCUGAUUUCUAUUGGAAUAAGAAGUUUUCAUCAACAGAGUCUUGGAGAAUCAGGUGUUGAAAGAUACAAAACUUACUUUAGAAGAAGAAUUCCAGCAAUUCGAUCAAAAGACUUGACUGGCCAACUGUGCAAAGCUCUCAAGUGCUGUCUUAGUAUAUCAGAUGUACUAAAAAAAUUAGAACUGCAGGGUUUGCUUCUGAGGGAGAGAGAUCUAAUGCUUUUAACAAAGGGCUUGGCCACAGCAUCAUCUCUACAGAGUGUCUCUUUAGCCCACUGUCCGAUUGGAGAUGGAGGAUUAGAAACAAUCUGUCAGAGUAUAAAGAAUUCAGCUACUAUCAGAUACGUAAACUUCACAGGAUGCAACCUCACAUGGCGAGGGGCAGAACAUAUAGCAAAUGUAUUGAAGCAUCAGGCAAUGAAAAGACAUGGUGAAGCUUGGGCUGAAAGCCUGCGUUACAGGAGACCUGACCUUGACUAUAUGACUGGCUUGAGACGGAUUACUUUCAACUGCAACAUGCUUGUUGGAGAUGGAGGAGCGAGUGCCUUUGCAGACUGUCUAGGAGAGGACCUUUGGCUAAAAGCACUUGAUUUGCAGCAGUGUGGAAUAUCCAAUGAAGGAGCAAGAUCAUUAUUAGAUGCUCUUCAAACUAAUACAACAUUAGUGGUACUUGACAUAAGAAAAAACCCAUUAGUCGAUCACGUUAUGAUGAAAAACGUUAUUGAAAGAGUUCUUAUGAACGGAACUAGUGCUAAUUCAGAGUAUAUGUGGCUGACGUCUCCGUCUUCUAAGGAUGCUUUGAAAACUAGACCAAAGAAAAGAACUAUUGUCCUAGGAAGUGGUCGAAAAGGAAAAGCUACUAUUCGUAUUGGAUUAACAUCUAAAAAGUCUGUAAGUCCUGGGGGAAAACAGGCAUCAGUGAAAGACAGUUACUCACCAAAACCACUACCACCAGGCACAAAAGGCUUCCUGCCUUGGCGAACUGCAGAACGUGCAAAGAGAUGCAGAGGAGGGCCAGUGGAUAGUACUGAAGAAUUACCAGUGAAGAUUCAGACAGAUAGUCCUGUGAAAGUGACAGUAGAAGGUGCUUCUACAUCUGAAACUGGAGACACAGAAGAUUUAGAUGAUGUUAUCCAUCAUCCUGAUUUGGCAAAAUCAUCAGAUAAGAUUAAUGUAACAAGGAAUAAACAAUUACAGCUGGAGCUGGAAGAAUGUAUUGAAAAAUUUAAGGAAGAACAAAGAGCCAGAGUAAAGGCUGAGGAACGGGUAAUGGAGCUGGAAACUGAAAACGCAAGAUUAAGGAAUCUAAAUAUCUCCCUGUCUGAGAUUCUUCGUGCACAGUCAGUAACCAACAUGAUUUUGGAAGAUGAAAGUGUUCUAGGCAGCAUUGAGAACUCCUUCCAAAAGUUUCAUGCAUUUUUAGACUUCCUUAAAGAUGCUGGACUUGGACAACUUGCUGUGUUAGCUGGGAUAGACCAGUCAGAUUUUGGACUUUUGGGGCAUCCAUCAAUGAAUUCUACUCUCAGUAACCCUCCUAACAUGCUAAAGGAGAAGUCCUUUGAAGAAGAAAGACAAGAACAUACCCAGAAUAGCAAAUAUCUGCAUUGGAAUCUCUUAUUUCAGAACAGAGCUGGGGACAUCCAGAUUUCUCAUCCUGGCACAUUUCAAUCCCAGAUGGUUAUGAAUAAUGCCUUCUCUGCUCUUAGAGAAAUAAAGGAACUUCAGACUGCUGGGCAGCAUCAUGAACCAGGCUCAUGGGAGGAAAAUGAGGCUCAAACAAUUAACCAAACUAAAGAGGAUAAGCCUCGAAGUAGUACUCCAACAUUUUCUGAGAGGGGAGUCAAACAAAAUGAACAAGCAAAAGGACAUCCCUCAGCAAGGCAAUUAUUUAACAGUCUGCAUUCAUUUUCUGAUUCCAGUGCACGUAUUAAAAGUAGUGGUAGCAGAACAUCCACUAGUGCUUCUGGUGAAAAAAGCAAAAAUUGUUCCUCAAAGAAAUACAUUCCUCGAGCAAAUGAAAUGGCAAUUCUGAAUGAUGGAGCAAGAGGAGAUCAAUGUAUACUGCAGACAAUAAGUGGCUCUGGAACUGAUACUAUAGGAACUGCCUCAGAAAUACAAGAAAUUAUCCAAAGUGUUACGAGCAUUUGAAAUGGUUCUAAAAUGUUUAGUCUGUUCUCGAUGCUUGCAAGAUUAAAAAUAAGUUUUGGAUGCCUUAGUAGAGUUUCUGGGUUUUUUUGUAAAAUAAUGUAGACUUCAUAGCAUUUUAAAGCAUUGCAUUUUGCUUCGUGUGCCCAUUUCAUGUUUGCAUCACUUGUCACAUUUUUGGAAACACAGGAUGUACUGGUAGAAUGUCACCUUUCAGUUUGUACUGCAUGCAAACAAUUCCUUGUGUAUGGAUUUUAUUGUGUAUCACAGAUUUCAUUAUAGAAUGUAAACUUUGUGAGCUAAUAAAUUAAUAAUUU
Molecule: messenger RNA, 4978 nt
Organism: Cuculus canorus (common cuckoo)
Lineage: Eukaryota; Metazoa; Chordata; Aves; Cuculiformes; Cuculidae
Gene: CEP78
Product: centrosomal protein 78
Exons: 16
Coding region: 2319-4664 (781 amino acids)
Cellular component (GO): centrosome
Molecular function (GO): protein binding
Source: RefSeq, a predicted model, not a curated record